Molecule: messenger RNA, 1041 nt
Organism: Microthlaspi erraticum
Lineage: Eukaryota; Viridiplantae; Streptophyta; Magnoliopsida; Brassicales; Brassicaceae
Source: the annotation of a GenBank genome assembly
AUGGACAUCAAGUUUUGCAAGACCAACCUCUCAUUGAGCACAAGGAGUUGGAUGGGAGUUCCAAUUCAAGUUCACACAUCCAUUGGCUGGCCCUCCAAGCUUCUCCUGCCCAACCCUGAGCUCACCACAAUCGAGCUGAGGAUCGAGUUGAGGACAAGCUCAGUGAAUGAGGAUUUGGGUGAGCCUGAGUGCUACUACUUUGAGGAGUAUGAGGCUCCAAGGAUGAACCCCUCUGUUGUGGCUGCCACAAGAGGAUUGGACUUCUCCAAAGUUCAACAAGUGGCAAGGGAAAGCCAUGGAAAGAUGCAAAAGUCCAUGGACAAGAUGGUGAGCAAGAUCAAAAGUUUGGAGAAGAAGGUUUCUGGUUCUUCAAGCAAGAAGAAGAAGUCCAAGGCCCCACUUUCCCUAGGAGUAUCACUCCUCACCACCCAAGGAGGCUCCCUGCCCAAGAGCCUCACAGAGCCUCUUCUUUCGAGCCAAGGGAAGGAGAGACAACACGCAGAGAAGGAGGAAGAGUUCCAAGACGCUCCACGCUCGACCACCGGACUCGAUCGAGUCCAAACAGAGGAAACUCAACUCGAUCGAGCUGAGGGUCGAGUUGACCUGGAGGAGCCCCUGUUUGAGAACCCGGGAUUCGAGUACGAUCAACCCAGUACCAGGACUUCUCUCAGAGCUGGACCCCUACAACCGCUUCGAGCGAGCACAGCUCCACCAAGGCCAAGGAAGCCACACACUUUGAAGAUGAAGAAGAAGAGGAGGAGGAGCCACAAGCUCGAUCGAGUGAGCCGAACCCAGUUGCAGUGGAGUGCUCCUGAUGGCCGUCUCCCAUCUCCAGACCACGACCUAGCCUCCCAGUUCUUUGGGGGCACUGAGGCUAAGUUUGGGGGUGCCAACUCGAGCUCGAUCGAGUUGGGUGUAAAAACCAGAAAAGUGGUCUUUUGGAGCAUUCUGGAGCAUAUGGGACACAAGGAGCAUGGAGGGACUUGGCACAUGGAGCAGCUCAACUGGAUACGCAAAGGAAGAAGGGAGAAGCCAUCUUGA